CACAGCUAACACGACGAUAGUGCGAAGCUAUGGCACGCUGCUUUGCUGCAUGUUACCACUGUCAUGGCUCAGACUUCGCCUUCAGCUCAGCUAUCCAAGCACCCAGCUCCGAACAUACCAAGUGCUAAUGGCCCUUCCAAUGUCACCCAAUUCACGCCUCGCAAGGAAUUCAUACGCGAUCAACGAGUCAUUUCCUCCUUCGCCCUUCUUGCUUUGUCUGGCGCGAACCUCGUCCGGCUCUACAGCUUUCCUGGCCUUGUUAUAUCCGCUCUGCGCCGCCUCUUUGAUCAACAGGAUCUCAUCGUGAGCGUCCGCGAACAUACCCACAAGCACUUCUUCGAAUUCGCGCUCGACCGGAGGCCGUGGGCAAGCCCGAAGAGCGUCGAGUCCGAGAAGCUCAUCAUCGCCAUUCUCGGCGCCGUCUUUCAGUGCGGUUACUCCUUUCUCUCCAUGAUUGACUAUGGCCGGGAGCCAGACGACCGCGUAGCUAUCGCGUUCUCGAAACCCGUCGCCCUCUCCGCCCCGGUUACCGUAGGACAGGUUGCGUCCUCCUCUACAGUCGUGCUGCCCCAGCCCAGCCGCGCUCCCUUUGCCAUUUCGUUUGUCUCCCCAAGCGUGCUGCGUGUGGUGGAUCCGCCAUUGGCCUCUACACCAGCCAUCAUUCAGGCUGUGAGAGGCUCAUGGCCUUUGGGUGUAGUUUCGGAGAAGAAGCUAGGCGAUGCUACGUACCAAUUCAAGCUCAAGGGGUACAAAUUUUUCCAGGAGGACAACUUCGCCGCGGAUUCAUUGCACCAGAUCCUGACCUUGUUGUCGACUCUCGACAGCCAUGCAUUUACACUCCUCACUUCCCUCACCCUCACGAAUCGUUCGCGUAAACAAGAUUUAUGGAUAUUUACAGGACCCGCCGAGGGUCCCCACUCCGGAGAAUCGGCUCAGUCCAGCCCUGCCGGAUCCAGUAUGGAGCUGAAGGCGGAGAACAGCCCGUACGGUGCUCAGACGUCGAAUGAGAAGCUCGCACCCGUUGCGUCGACGUCCCGGUUGAGUACGUUACCUGCUGUUUCUUCGCCUUUGAACCCGACAGUGGCGAAGGCACUAGGCAACACCUUGCGCAAGGCGUCGCCUAAAGUGAAUAUCCCGCUGGCCUUCAUGGACGACGUCGAUAGCGCCACCAAUUCCCCCGUCGACAACAAGCAGCAUCCGUUCUCGAGUAGCAUGGGCAGCGUGGACAUGACUGGCAUUGGCUCGGGUCGCGGUAAAGGCGGAGAGCGUCUGUCGCGAUCGCCGGAGUUGCUCUACAUGACUACUGGAGUACCCGGAAAUGGGUACAUCCAAGGGCAUCGGGACGAGCUCAAUCCAUGGAAUAUCGUCCCUUCUUCACAGUUGCCACCCACGCUUCCAUAUCCCGCAUUCGUCCAGGAUCCCAAUACCCCGCGUUCCCCGCCACCUCAGGAUGCUGUUCCCCCAUUGUCGCAUUCGAGGAACGCGUCUCCAUACCUCACGCCUCAAGUGCAGUCGCCUGAGCCAACACAAGCCUCACGGCAGGACUAUUUCGGUGGCAAUGGGUCCUCCCCAGACCGCAGCCAGGACAGCGUGAGGCGCGACAAGGACGGCUCGCCUCGCGAUGCGCCGGACACGCCUCGUACGCCUACACCGCCACUAUUACCCUCGGCCGUUUUUCGUGACUCUGCACUCUCUAUCACCACCGGAAGGACCUCUUAUGAGAUUCCGAUCCAAUGGACCGGCAGAGACCCCGAGCCAGGGCGCACGACACUGGCCUGGAUCAAGGAGGAAGAUGAAGGGGCGAAGCAGCGACAACCUACACCAGAACUCAAGGAGCGCCCGCGCGAGCAGCCUCGUCCAAGAAUGGAAAGAACGUCGACGGGCCCCAUGUCCCUAGGCGCCUGGGCCCCAGCUCCAAAAGACGAGCGACGGGCCCAUGACGUCGUCAUAAGCAUGUUGCCUCCUACCAUCAGGGAGCAACCUAGUCAAGAACACGACGAACGCGGCCAGUUCACUAGCAGAGGAAAGAGCAAGCUGGCGACAACAGAGACGGACACCCGGGAGACGUCGAAAUCGCCCGACUCCACGACGAGCGGAGGGCAGAGCGGAACCACGACGACAUCGAGGCGACGACGAAGCCCGACACGCCGAGACACCGAUGGAUGGGUCUUGGUCAACAUCGACAGGGGAGAUCGGAAGGACAAGACGUCCUCCACGGGUCGUCAGACCCACAGCGUGUCCCCAACGCGUCGGACGAAGUCGCCCACCCUAGGACCACCCACCCAGCGCCCUACGCCCCACAAGCGCAGUAGCUCCGAUUCUCGCGUCCAGCGCUCGCCGCAGCCCCAGGAGGGCGCGCCGGUGGCUAGCAUGUCGGCUGCGGCGAAGGCCAUAGUCAUCAUCGAUGCAGUCGGCGCGAAGGAGAAGGAGCAAGAGAAGUCGUCGAACUCUGGAUUCAGGAAGAUGUUCUCCAAGAGUCGCGAGAAGGGCUCGAAGGGAUGAUGAAGAUGGAUGUACUACCGACAAACGUGCACUAGUUCGUGUUUGCAGAUAACUGCUCUAUUUAUUGGAUAGACUGACGUUACAUCGUGCCUCGGAUUCGAUUUCUUCGCGCCAAAGGACGCUAUACCUCGCUCUGUUGUAUCGCAAUAUCCCAUACUGACACUUGUAAUACUGACGGGGUGCUGGUCAGCAGCGCCAUGAUGUUUGGAUUACCAGAUACCUAGUGUAGACUGUACUGUCUCUGAAUUCACGAACUGUUACUGUACCUAUGAUCUCACGUCGCGUUGCAAAGUGUUUGUACUUAGAAUCGAAUGAUGCCGAUGCCGAACGAUUGAAUAUGCUGGGUCAAGCUGCCCUGACUCAGAAUCCUCUCGGAGA
This is a messenger RNA of Fomitopsis serialis, 2880 nucleotides long. RefSeq lists its product as uncharacterized. The transcript has 5 exons. Bases 64 to 2502 code for a protein of 812 amino acids. The record is from RefSeq and is a predicted model, not a curated record. NCBI's taxonomy places the organism in Eukaryota, Fungi, Basidiomycota, Agaricomycetes, Polyporales, Fomitopsidaceae.